This is a messenger RNA of Lutzomyia longipalpis, 1659 nucleotides long. RefSeq names its product glutamate--cysteine ligase regulatory subunit (gene Gclm). Gene Ontology annotation, molecular function: enzyme regulator activity; glutamate-cysteine ligase catalytic subunit binding. NCBI's taxonomy places the organism in Eukaryota, Metazoa, Arthropoda, Insecta, Diptera, Psychodidae. Gene Ontology annotation, cellular component: glutamate-cysteine ligase complex. Gene Ontology annotation, biological process: glutathione biosynthetic process. The transcript is spliced from 4 exons. Bases 132 to 974 code for a protein of 280 amino acids. The record is from RefSeq and is a predicted model, not a curated record.
ACAGAAGGCACGAGUGGCGCAACUUGACAGUUCAUUAUUUUUGUUGCUCACAAAAAAAAAAAUAUUGUGAAAAACGAAAUUGUGAAAUUGUGUAAAAUUAGUGCGUGAUCGUGCAGAAGAGCAGCAUCAACAUGCCAAUUGAGGGCCUCCAGCAGUAUUUGCACCUCGUGGUAAACACGGGAAAUGUGCUGAAUGUGAAUAAAAAGGCCGGGCAGAAACCAUCGGAAGAGCUGGUUGACUGCUUGAAAGCCACACUUGCAACACCAGCAAUUGAGGCUGCUGCCAAAGGAGCCCCGAGUUCGGCAAAUGUCACACGAUCCGGGGAUGAUUUGCGCGAGAAGGUGGCUGAACACGAGCGGGCUAGUGUGAAGAUUGGAGCAAAGCUAUUCCUAAACACAAACUCCACGGAGAAUCUGAAGAAUGCCAUUGAUACGCUCCUGUCUGUCUUGGGAGUGGAGUACCUGGACAAUCUCAUCCUGGCCUACCAUCCAGAAGGGAGGACGACAAAUGGAACUGCUGUGAAUGGCAACAGCGGGGAGGAUGAUGACACGAAGGAAGGUGUAAUGGAUUGGAGUGGAGGACACUCGGAUGCCAUUCAAGACCUCAAAGCACUCUGGAAGGAGAUGGAAGAGUAUGCAAAGAGCAAGAAGAUUUGCCAGCUGGGAAUUGCGGAUUUGGACGUCAACUCCCUGAAGGAACUGUACAAUGGUGCUGAAUUCCAUCCAAGUAUUGCACAAAUUAACAUUAGCACAUGCUGCGUCGUUCCCCCACCACUCCAGGAAUUUUGUCAGCAGAAUGAUAUUCAACUUUUGACCCAUAGCGAUCCGGAAGAAAUUCUCUCCAAAGAAACCCUCAAAACUGACUUGGACGUGGAGAAUUUUGCACCGAAAUGGACAAUAAGAUUUCAGGUUCAUGUUAAAUGUCGAGGAGUUUUGGCGGCAAAGGGUUACGUUAUUGGGGCAAGUAGAGAAUGAAUUUUUUUUGUUUUUUUUUUAACUUCUACAAUGCCUAAAGAAAGAAAAAUACGAAAUAAUUCGCAACGAUAGUUCUUUUUUAAAUACAGAGAAAAGUAACAACAAAAAAACGAUUAUAAUUAACAGAUGAAUUUCAUUUAAACUUACAUUCCUUAAUUUCAAAAUAUUACAAAUUCUAAAAAUUUCUUCUUUUUUUAACGAAAUGCAUUUUUGUUGUGUUUUUUUUUAUAAUGGAGAAUAUUUUUUUGUUUUGUGGGCACAAAGAAAUUGUUGAAUUAGACCGAAAUGGGUUUAUGUAGAUGAGGCUUUUAGAAUGAAAAUAUUGUAAUCAGUUGUAAUUUGCACUUAUAUAUUGUAAAAUGUGUGUCUUUUACACUUUUUUGUGACAAAGAAAAAGUUUAAAAAAAAAAUGCAGAUUAAAUGGUAAAAAUUCUUUUAAGUGUUGUGAGAGACGAUAGAAAAUGUUAAAAGUUAUAAAAAUGGUUUUGAAAAUCACAAUAUUGACAUUUUUUGUAUUUGUAUUUAAUGUUUAUAUACCGAUGAUGAUGGGAAUGAGGCGAGAUAGAGGAGAGAUUGUGAUUCAGAAUGGUCAUCCGUGAAAGAAGAAAAUGUGCUUGGAGAACAUUUUAUAUUAUACAUUAUAUAUUUUAUUGGAGAAUAAUAAAUAAAAUUGUGUAUAAAAGCA